Molecule: messenger RNA, 900 nt
Organism: Dissoconium aciculare CBS 342.82
Lineage: Eukaryota; Fungi; Ascomycota; Dothideomycetes; Mycosphaerellales; Dissoconiaceae
Exons: 5
Coding region: 1-900 (299 amino acids)
Molecular function (GO): oxidoreductase activity
Source: RefSeq, a predicted model, not a curated record
AUGACUAUUUCGCCUCUCAUGCCCGCUGGGCCAGUGCAGGUGUCCAUCGGAUACUUGCCUGAAGACUACGACCCUACGAACGCACACAUUGAACUCGGCACAUUCGGUCACCAGCUGUACACCACCGGGCUCGCGCGGCCCAAGGUGAGGCUGAUCGACAUCCGCCAAUCCGACUUCAGACCAACGAUAGACCAGAACGGUUUCGAAUUCUGCGAGAACAUCGGGUUUCGGGUACCGUUUGCGCUUAAGGACGGUAAUGAGGAGUUGAGGGAUCGCGUCUAUGCCGAGACCGUCAGGCUCCUCAAGGAAAAGACCGGAGCGGCACAUGCCGUUGUAGUCUCCCACACGUUACGCCUCGCGCUGUAUGAUAAAGUCGUGGACGACGCAAAGUGCGAGGAUCCGAACAAAAGGCUACCCGAUCAGACCAGUGCACAAUGGGCACAUGUGGAUCAGAGCUAUGCGUGUGCUCUAUCGUCAAAAGAGGCUCUCAUCAAAUACGGCAGCGAGGAGAUCGCAGAUGCCUUGAAGACGCGCUGCGAUUCCCGAUGGGGCAUCAUCAACGUAUGGCGGCCGCUUGCGCGUAUCCAGCGAGAACCAUUGGCUUGCAGCGACGGCCGAUCGGUGUCGGACGACGAUCUGCGGGUAUGCCGUAUGGUCGGCGGCGCCGUCGGAGAAGUCUGGCAGGCCGUCCAUAAGCCCGGCCAUAAGUGGUACUGGGCGAGCAACAUGACACCCGACGAAGGAUAUCUAAUCAAAUGCUUCGACACCAGAAUCGACCGAGAUGACUCUGGCCCGGCGCGCCAGAGCUGUGAAUUCCGAUGUAUCGUCUUCUGGGACGAUCAACCUCUGACCGAAGAGGAGCGACGCUUUGCUUUUGAAAAUACAUAUCUUUCGUCUUGA